AUGCAGGAGCUGGUGAGCGAUGUGCUGGAAGCCCUGGACCCAUUGGCAAAAGAAAAGGGCGUCACCAUGAAAUUCCAGCAACCCGAUAGCAUGUUUGUGAUCCAGUGUGAUAAGGAUAUGAUCAAACAGGUAUUGUAUAACCUGGUGGCCAAUGCCCUGAAAUUUGUACCGGACCAAGGCGGGGAGAUCGAUCUGAAGAUGCGUAUGGACUAUGAUGAAUUACAGGUGUGGGUGGCAGACAAUGGAAAGGGCAUACCCGCAGAGCUGCAUGAGCUGAUCUUCGAUAAAUUCUUCCAGGCCCGCAACCAGACCCUUCAAAAACCGGUUGGUAGCGGACUGGGGCUGGCCAUCUGCCAGAAGAUCAUCGGGCUGCACAACGGCCGUAUAUGGGUGGAGCAUAAUGAACCGGCAGGGGCUCGUUUUAUGUUCACCUUACCCGGCGGCCUGGAUGUUCCGUUUGCUUAA
Molecule: messenger RNA, 465 nt
Organism: Ostertagia ostertagi
Lineage: Eukaryota; Metazoa; Nematoda; Chromadorea; Rhabditida; Trichostrongylidae
Source: the annotation of a GenBank genome assembly